Brassica napus (rape) is the source of this 1015-nucleotide messenger RNA. RefSeq names its product high mobility group B protein 7. The coding region runs from base 214 to 843 and encodes 209 amino acids. The record is from RefSeq and is a predicted model, not a curated record. The transcript is spliced from 7 exons. NCBI's taxonomy places the organism in Eukaryota, Viridiplantae, Streptophyta, Magnoliopsida, Brassicales, Brassicaceae.
CUAAAAUAUUUAAAAGAAAAUAUAAUGGAUCUAGAAAUCAAUUUUUCUACAAUGCUUUUAAACCUACAACAAUAAAAUUUAAAGUUAAAGCCACAAAAUCUACCGCUUAAAUCUUAAAGCAAACAACCGAAAGCUACAGCCUCUACCAAUCAAACCCGUACUCACAUCGGACGACAGCAGAAAGCGAAUCUAGACCGUUUAUUAUCAUCGCGUAUGCAAAACGAACGGUGGAUUAGAUCAACAGCUAAUAAAAAAAGGAAAUCGCGGGAGUAUAUAAGCGCCACAAAACAAGUUUCGUUUCUGAAACUUUCUCAUCGAUUCGAUUCCUCGGAGAGAUUUGUUAUCCUAACUUCCGAUCGAGAUAAGAAAGAGAUGACCAACAGCAACAACACCUUACUUCGCCCCAAAUUCGUCAGCUCUUUCGCUAUAUGUGAAGGAUGCAACGAGAAAGUAACUGUUAAGUAUAAAUAUAUGCACAAGUGCAACCUCGACGCCAAAAUCGGAACUGAGGCUAAGAAGAAACCUCCUACCGCCUUUUAUUUUUUCAUGAAUGAUUUCCGCGAAACUUACGAAGAAGAGAAUCGAUAUGUUAACCUUAAGGAUGUUCCAAAGCUUGGUGGUGAAAUGUGGAAGUCUUUCCCUGAGGACGAGAAGAAUGUUUAUAGGGAUAAAGCUGCUCAACUUAUGGAAGAAUAUAACAAGUCGCUUGAGAGCGACGAUGCUGAUGAUGUAGAUGAGGAGAAGGAAGUUGAUAACAAAGGAGAUGCACCAAAUGGUUGUCGAAACGGUAGAGGUAGAGGUAGAGGUAGAGGAAGACUUGUUCGGGGAGGUCGUGGUCGGUGAAGUGCGUUUGGCUAAUAAGCAUACAUUGUCGAUCAGGUCUUACCAAAUACUUUUAAUUCGGGCUGUUUCUAUGCUUUUAAUCAGAAGCUGUUUCAGUCUUCUCGUUUUAUCUCGAUGUAUGAUCUUUCAUACCACUAAGUAACAGACUUUCAUAAAUGAUGAUUUCUAUUUU